Messenger RNA from Alligator sinensis (Chinese alligator), 4615 nucleotides. RefSeq names its product prickle planar cell polarity protein 2 (gene PRICKLE2). NCBI's taxonomy places the organism in Eukaryota, Metazoa, Chordata, Crocodylia, Alligatoridae. The coding region runs from base 1149 to 3656 and encodes 835 amino acids. The record is from RefSeq and is a predicted model, not a curated record. The transcript is spliced from 8 exons. Gene Ontology annotation, molecular function: zinc ion binding.
AGGGUAUGAAAAUAUAUGCCAAGCAAAAUGUUACCUUGAUAACAGCAUGUGUGUCCCAGAGUACUUAGCCCUGCUUGUGCAAAUGUGCUGUAUCUAAGAUCAGUGGGGAAUAACAGCAAAUGAGUGCAAAAAAAAAAAAAUAAUAAUAAUAAUAAUUAGACGGGCUUUGAGGGUGAGAAGCUAAGUGCUAAGUUGCUGUGAGCUUGUAAAGGAAGCGGUGAGUUCAGUCUGCGAGCAAGCUGACUUGGCCAGUGAGAACGAAGGUCGUAAUUCUGGAAGGAUAAUUAGUGUCUUCGCACGUUCGGUUUGGGUGGCUGGGGACACUGCCAGUGAUGUGCAAUGCACACAUGGGAGACAGCUAAAAGGAUUUUCUUUUCAUUCUGUAAGCAGCCGGUGGGGAUUAUCAAUCGGGAACAGCGGCCAGAUUUGCAUGUAAAUAAAUGACUGACACUGGCCAGUGACAAUUUGAACUGUCCAGCUGCAAUGACUUUGACUUGCUGACAUCAUUGCUUCAUUAGCAUGCAGGAGAUGAGAGCACUGCAACAGCAACGAUUCUGGCUCCGCUACCAAGCCGGCAAUUAUUCUCGAUGGGCUGCACAUUUUCCUUGUUAAUGUCUUGAGCCCGGAGAGCAAAUUGGCCGGACUCCUGCCACCUCUCGGGGUCAUGUAGCCAAGCUGGGGGUCCGCUGGAUUCAUCUGGAUUGCGGGGAAGGUGGAGGGGGGAGGAAAGGAGAUGAAAAACCACACGCGGCUGGAACGGUGAGCUGAGCUGCAGAGCUGCUCCAGACACAGGGCAGAAAUCUCUCUGCUGAUGGUUUCCACCGCAGAUUUUCUUCUGAGCAACACCGUUGUGUGCGUGUGCGUGUGCGUCUUCGAGAAGGCUUUGACAAAAAGCGUCCUGCUCCUUUCAAGAGAAGCACCUACCGGCGUCUGUCACAGUUUGGAGAAAACACAAGAUGCUUUAUAGCACUGCAGUGGCUUGGCUUUGCCUGGGAGCAGCCCACCAGAGGAAAGUAAACUGUACAAACUAACACAGCAGAAGAAUCUGCCGGAUUGCUGCUUUUUUCCAUGCUGGCAUCGGCGCCGGGAGGAAUAGGAAGAUCUGCCUCCACUGUAAGUGCCCGCAGGAAGAGCACGCUGUAACAGUUAUGCCUCUGGAGAUGGAGAAGACUGUGACGAAGCUCAUGUUUGACUUUCAGAGGAACUCGACUUCUGACGACGACUCCGGCUGUGCCUUGGAAGAGUACGCAUGGGUGCCUCCAGGGCUGAAACCAGAGCAGGUUCACCAGUACUACAGCUGCCUUCCCGAAGACAAGGUGCCCUACGUGAACAGUCCCGGAGAGAAGCUGCGCAUCAAGCAGCUCUUGCACCAGCUGCCGCCGCAUGACAAUGAGGUCCGAUAUUGCAACUCGCUGGAUGAGGAGGAGAAGAGGGAGCUCAAGCUCUUCAGCAAUCAGCGGAAGAGGGAAAAUUUAGGCAGAGGCAACGUUCGGCCCUUCCCCGUCACCAUGACGGGAGCCAUUUGCGAGCAGUGCGGCGGCCAGAUCAACGGCGGAGACAUCGCGGUGUUUGCAUCUCGAGCAGGGCACGGCGUGUGCUGGCACCCUCCUUGCUUCAUCUGCAGCGUUUGCAACGAGUUGCUGGUUGACCUGAUCUACUUCUACCAGGACGGGAAGAUCUACUGCGGCCGGCACCACGCUGAGUGCCUGAAGCCGCGGUGUGCGGCCUGCGACGAGAUCAUCUUUGCAGACGAGUGCACCGAGGCGGAGGGCAGACAUUGGCACAUGAAGCACUUUUGCUGUUUUGAAUGUGAAACCGUGCUGGGAGGCCAGAGGUACAUCAUGAAGGAAGGCCGCCCGUACUGCUGCAACUGCUUCGAGUCCUUGUACGCCGAGUACUGCGACACCUGUGCCCAGCACAUAGGCAUCGACCAGGGGCAGAUGACUUACGACGGCCAACACUGGCACGCAACGGAGACCUGCUUCUGCUGCGCUCAGUGCAAAAAAUCCCUGCUGGGCCGGCCGUUCCUCCCAAAGCAGGGGCAGAUAUUUUGCUCAAGGGCAUGCAGCGUGGGCGAGGAUCCCAACGGCUCGGAUUCGUCCGACUCGGCCUUCCAAAAUGCCCGAGCCAAGGAGUCCCGGCGUAGCGCCAAGAUCGGCAAGAACAAAGGGAAGGCGGAGGAGAACGUGCUGACCCAGUGCGGCCAGCUGCAGGUGACCUCCAACCGGCUCUCCGCCGACGUGGACCCCCUCUCGCUGCAGAUGGAUCUGCUGAGCCUGUCGAGCCAGACGCCCAGCCUCAACCGGGAGCACAUCUGGAGGAGCCGAGACGAGCUCUACCACUAUGGGAAUAAAAUGGAGCAGAGCCAGUCCCAGAGCCCCUUGCAGCUUCUCAGCCAGUGUAAUAUCAGGACUUCCUACAACCCAGGCCAGGUCCCAGGCAGCCAGCCCGAUUUGUGGGGGAAGCAUUUCAGCAACCCAAAGAGAAAUUCGUCGCUGGCUAUGAAAGGGCACAGUGGGAGCUUCAUCCAGGAGUGCCGCGAAGAUUACUACUCAGGAAGGCUGCGAUCCCAGGAGAGCUACAGCGACAUGUCCAACCAGAGCUUUAAUGAGACCAGAGGCAGCCUCAAAGUCCCAAAGUAUGACGAGGAGGAGGAGGGCGGGAUGCCGGCUCAGCAGUGCCGCACCCGGCACCCCAUCAAUGCACUUAAAUUCCCGGAGGGCCUCACGCCCACCAAGCAAACGCCGCGGGGCUCCAUGGAAUCCCUGUCCCUUUCCAAUGCAACAGGCCUCUCUGCAGAUGGUGGUGCCAAGCGCCAGGAGCAUCUCUCUCGCUUCUCAAUGCCUGACCUAAGCAAGGACUCUGGGAUGAAUGUCUCGGAGAAGCUCAGCAACAUGGGCACGCUCAACUCCUCAGUGCAGUUUCGAAGCGCCGAAUCCGUCCGCAGCCUCCUGUCCAUGCAGCAGUACCAAGACAUGGAGCCCAACCUGCACGGCCUCGCCAACCCCCUCGGCUACAGGGAGAGGCCGCCACAGGGCAGGUUGCACCAGAGCUUCGAGUACGACAGCAGGAUGUCGGGGAACCCCGUGCCCGGGCAGGACGGUGCGAGGCACCCCCCAAUGAGUGAGCACACACGUCGGCGGACUAAUCAGCGGGAUGACGACCGGCGCUGCCGCCCCCACAAGCCCCGGCGGUCCCGGCGGUCCCGCUCGGACAACGCCCUGCACCUGGCGAGUGAGCAGUGCUGCCGGUUGAAAGAGCGGCCGUCGCUGCGGGCCCGAGAGGACUAUGACCAAUUCGUGGCCCAGAGGAGCUGCAGAGAGGCCAUGGAGCAGGGCUCCCGCCGGGAUGUGUAUGGCCAGUGCCCAAGGACUGUGUCGGACCUUGCCCUACAGAACCACCUCGGAGAGCGCUGGGGGCCCUAUUUUGCCGAAUACGACUGGUGUUCCACCUGCUCCUCUUCCUCGGAGUCGGACAACGAAGGCUACUUCCUCGGGGAGCCGAUUCCCCAGCCCACUCGUCUCCGGUACGUCACCAGCGAGGGGCUCCUCCACAAGUACGGCUCGUACAGCAUGCCCAAGUCUUCCACGCUGGGCAGCAGGGGACAGUUGCACAGCCGGAAGAGGCAAAAGAGCAAAAACUGUAUCAUAUCCUAACAGCGUGGCGGCCUGGGAGCCUGCCGAGAAUGUAGAUUCACUCCCAAACUUGCACUGUCCUAGAUCUUAUAAGCGCUUUUUAUUGUAACAGAAAGGCCUGAAGACCGGGGAUUUAUAAGAAGGUUGUAGCCUGGCUUCUAUAAAUAGUCCUAUUCGUUGGCACAAGUGAAUAUAUUUUGCACAUUUUACUUUGGGGGAAAAAAAAAACAUUCACUUUAGUCUGUACUAGUUACCUAGUAUUUUCCCGCUCCCUCCUGAAUCCUGUCCCUUGCCUUUUAGUCCAUACAUUUUAAUUACCACUGUUUACUAUAAUCAGCAGUUUGCUACUAGCUUGUGCUUUCCUAAAUGCGCUCUUGUUUUCGUCACCCAUUUUGGUAAGUAAUUUGCCUCUCAGACCGGAUGGGAGACUAAGUUAUUUCCAUGAUUGUUGUAAAUGCAAUGUAUAUGAGAGUUUGGAGAAAAUAUUUUUGUAUUUUGUAAUAUCAGAGGAAUUUCUAUAUCUUAGGAGUCACUGGGAAACUGCAUGCACGUUCAGAACUGUGUUCGGCCCGAGCUAAACGAAUGGUACUUUCGAAUCCCUUUUCCUUUCUCCAGGAGGUUCAUUAAGUAUGUCAGUGAGAGUCUGGGUUUCUUUUUUUAAAGUCUUUUUGUUCCUGGUAAAUAUAAAGAACAAUUUCUGAUUCAGUCAAUCUUGAAAGGGCCUAGGUGGCAUUUUGCAGUCUGCACACACCCGUGAUAUUCAGGUCCUCUCUCUCUCUCUUUCUCUCUCUCUCUUUCUCUCUCUGUCAGAUACAGGAGUCUUUACAAUGGCCAGAGUGACUUUUGUCAAAUAGGAGAGAAUAAACUACCAAAUGUCUGCAAAGUUUAAACAACCAAAGUUGGAGAAGGAAUUUGACAUCUCUGUAGAGGAGUUGCUAAACUUUGAACUAUUCUUUGAAGUAAAUAAAAGUGUAAAUGGU